This is a messenger RNA of Aspergillus saccharolyticus JOP 1030-1, 1506 nucleotides long. Its product is annotated as FAD synthase. NCBI's taxonomy places the organism in Eukaryota, Fungi, Ascomycota, Eurotiomycetes, Eurotiales, Aspergillaceae. Bases 89 to 1162 code for a protein of 357 amino acids. The record is from RefSeq and is a predicted model, not a curated record. The transcript is spliced from 2 exons. Gene Ontology annotation, molecular function: FMN adenylyltransferase activity. Gene Ontology annotation, biological process: FAD biosynthetic process.
CUCCUCCUUCCUCUCCCUCUCUUCACCUUCCCUCCCUUCCCCUUUCCUCUCCCCACUUCAUACCUAUAGAAACAUCAACCUCCAAAAGAUGUCCUCCCAAUCAAACGGCACUUGCACCGCAGCACCAGCCGCACCCCACACUCCAGCGACAUCAUACCCCGCCGCCGCCGCCCCCGAGGCACCCGAACAGCAUCAGCAGCAGCAGACACUCCCACCCAACCCUCAGACCAGCACACCCUCCAACGACCCUCAACAUGACGAUCCCCACCCACCGCAAACGCCCCUAAUCAGCACAAUCGCCCACCUCCACGAGCAAGUCCACCGCUUUCUCUCCGAAUCCCACCCCGCAGACUCCCUGCUGGCGGCCGUGCAGAAGCAAACGCGCGUGACAUUGAACGUCUUCGCCGCGGCGCUGGACACGUUUCCGCUGCACAAUCUGUCGCUCUCGUACAACGGCGGGAAGGAUUGUCUGGUGAUGCUGGUGCUGUUCCUGGCGAAAAAUGAUGAUGAUGAUGACGACGCCCACAACCAUGCCCCCACCACCCAAUCACCACUUCCCCUAUCCCAAUCGCAAUCGCAAUCUUCAUCGCAAUCUCAAAUACAGCAACAACACAAACCCCUAACCGCAAUCCCUGCAAUCUACGCCCUCCCCCCCGACCCUUUUCCCGAAGUCGAAGACUUCGUCCGCUGGUCCGCCCGCCAUUACCACCUCGACAUCGUCGAGUACACCACCGACCCGCCGCGCACUACCAUCCGCUCCGUCUUCGCCGACUACCUGGCCCAGCACCCGGAUGUCCGCGCCAUCUUCGUCGGCACCCGCCGCACCGACCCCCACGGUGCCCGCCUGACCCACCAGGAUUACACCGACAGCGGCUGGCCCCAGUUCCUGCGCUACCACCCCGUCAUCGACUGGCACUACACUGAGAUCUGGGCCUUUAUCCGCCAUCUGGGGUUGCACUAUUGCUCCCUCUACGAUCAGGGGUAUACCAGUCUGGGUGGCACCGCCGAUACCCGCCCCAACCCCAAGUUGCGUGUUAGCGGAGGAAGGGCUGAGCCCGCUGUCGAGUCGGACGGGACCGCGGCCAUGGCGGAUCAGCCGCUCAAGUAUCGUCCCGCUUAUGAAUUGACCGAGGAUCUGGAGGAGAGACUGGGCCGCAAUUAGAUGCUGCGUCGACCAUGUUUAUUUCUCUCUGUCGACUCGGCUCCGUUGGCAUCGUCAGUCGACCGGUUCUGCGUGCAUUGAGACAGGUGGUGCGCGGGGACCAAUUAUCCCUCGUAUAUCUUUCUGGUUGGACUUCCUGGCAGUAUGCAUGAUUCGGUUGGCAUGGUAGAGGGUGCCCUUGAUAUUCACGUUGAGAGUCAUUAGUACAAGCAGGCUACUUGCUACGUGCGGAUGGACUCUGGUUGCGCAGUAUCAUUAUCAUAUUAUUCCCACGCUGUAGACUGCAUUGAUGGUUUCUGGAGUAAGAAGGUGUAACCAUGGUUAGACACAUACACAAAUUCCAC